AUCCAAGUAAACAAGAAUUCAUAUAUUUGUUUUUAUAAAUUGCGAAUUUCCCUAAUUGGUAAAUCUAUCAUUAGAAUUUUAGCUUUCCAUUUAAAUUUUUGAAGACAUAACAUAAUUUUCGAUUCAUAUCUAACCUUAGUGACACAGUGAGUCUUGUUUAAUAAAUACGCCCAUAAUACUAAUUAUACUGACUAUUAAUUAAUUUUUAAAUAAUCCAAUUUACUGUUUCAAUACCGUUAUUGACCUAAUAUAUUUUAUGAAUGUGGGGAUCUUUAACCGAGUCAAUAGUAAGAACCGGGAGAGUGACGGAAUGUACUCAGAAUGGAGUUCGUUGCCAUUGGAGGGUGGCGGGUGUGGGGUACUUGGAGCUGUGGGAGGACGUGAUGUAGUCCUGGCUGUUGUGAGGCAAUUAGCCUCACAUCAACCUAGCCCCCUCAAUACAGAUGCGGAGGUGGAAUGGGUAUUAGAAGUAAUACGAUAUGGGCUAUCCUUACCACUUUCUGAGCAUGAGGCUGUACGUGACUGUGUCCGCGUGUGUUGUUCAUGGUUGUCUGCAUUACUUCCUCCAGCUGCACCAGCACAGCCGCCACCUCCGGCUGUGCCUGCCCCUUUAGCAGCUUCACCUGAACGCUAUGCCACCAAAAUACUCAGUCAUCUACAUAACUUAUUUGUUCCUAGACACAAUGAAACUCUCACAUUCAUUUAUCAAACGGAUUUAAGUGCUGAUCUAAUCAGCAAACAAGCAGUUCUUUGCCAUCGAGUCCUACGGUUAGCUCGAUCAUUAGCUGACAGUGCAUCAUUGGGUUCUCGAGAAUGGCGAGCCUUGUUGCUUCUGUUGCUUGCGGCUGCCUCAGCUCUGUUGGCUCCACCAGCUCCAGUGCAUGGAGCAGCUGAGCAACUCUGCGAAAGGGUGCUUUGUGUGCUGUUUGAAGUGUGGAUACUGGCUUGCCACAGAUGUUUUCCAUCUCCGCCACUAUGGCGUACAUUGCGGGAACACUGUAUAAGUUGGCGUCACCGAGCACCGCUCACCGAGCAAUGGACACGUGUCUCGCUAUGUCUCACAGCGAGACUUCUUAAGCAUAUGUAUGGACCCCUGUUUCCUGUUAUGCCCAUAAGUGACGAAGACGCCACACUAGUUCCAGCGGAUAUGAGCGCUGAAAGCGUGAUGCAGAGCUGGUACCGCAUACUUCAUACUAUUGGGAAUCCGGUGGACCUUUGUCAUCCUCAUCUUAUUGCGCAUACGCCGCAUCUGUUGCAGUACUCAAUGCGGUGGGAGGAAGGGUCGAACCAACAGGCGUGGUUAGCUGCACUUCCUGCCAUCUUCCACCGAGCCAUGCUGGGGUUGGCCGCUCACGUGGACGCUUUCCUUGGGCGUGGUCAGGAGCGAUGGUGGGCAGGGGGGGCCGGGGUGGCGGGGGUGGCGGACGAGCAAGAGGAAGAACUUACACCGCCCACGCAUCGAAGACUCGCUAAGUCAUUCAGCACGUCACGGCCGAGGGAGAAGAUGCCUGAAAAAAGUACUCCCCGAUCGUCUCUUAUAGCUUUGACGGGCAGUCGUCCAUCCAGCGUUAUUCCGACAACUCCGCCUAAUUCUAUAUCGUCUCAAGUUGGUGAGACGGAGAAGCCGCCUUUAACGCCUUUGCGCCCAAAAGUGAACUCAAUAUUGCAUUUGUUUGGUGAAUGGCUGUUUGAGGCGGCCCUGAUCGGGACUAACCCUGCGAAUACUCAACAAAGAUCUGAAGGAACUCCGCCACCAUCGUCAUUUUCGGACUCUUCGCAGAAACUGAAUUUGUUCAGUUAUCAAGCUGGUCGCGCUGUAGCCUUAGGCACGUUAUGCCGGGUGAUAUGUUCGAAACAAUGUCGAGAAGAAGUUCUCGCUCCGUACUUGGCUCGUACGUACGCUGCCUUACAACGCGGGCUAAGGGACCCGGCUACUGCAGCCGCCGUGGUUUUGGAUGCUGCUGACAUAUUCAGAUUGGACCUCGACGGCGUUUUAGUCCUAGUUCCAGACUUUAUAUCGGCGUUAGAUCGGAUCCUUUCAGAGCGUGAGCCGAAGCUCGAAUGCGGGUCCAUAGACAAGCGUGAACUGCGCAAGGCCGCUAUCAGUCUUCUGUUGUCUUUGGUAGCUUUCCCUUACCACUAUAAGGGGUUGCCGGUACCCGAGUUCCCGGGCUGUAAUGAAUACGCGGGUAUGACCUUGGGUGAAUACGCACGUGCGAAGCUCUCCCUGAUCUGCGUGUCAGCAGUGCAAGUGGAAACGUCAGACUCCCUUGCCGUACCUUUACUUAGCGCCCUCUACUUGUGCGUGAGACAUAACACGCAUUCCCCAAAUAAGGCCCACAGCGCCCCGCCCGGUUCGGCUCUCUCCCAUAGUACAGAGUACAAAGCUCGAUCAGAGGGCGGCAGUGGUCCUGCAAGUGCUGAAAGCGUUCAAGAUGACUUCGCCGCCGAUGUUAGGGAGCUAGAUCCAUCAUCGCCUGUUUUCGGUGCCGCACUUGUAAUUCGAGCGACAUAUCUCGUGUGUCACCGGCUUAUAUCCUCCUGGAAGGGAGACCUGCAGGUUUCCUUGGCUGCGCUGGAGUUGCUCUCGGGCCUUGCCAAGUUGCACUCUGCUAAACCAGAAAUAAUAAUAGACGCAUUGGAACGUAAGCGCGCAGUACGUUGGAUUUGCGACUACAUAUCAGUGCAAUGCGGAAGACCGCCGCAAGCGCACUCUCGAGAUCUCCACUCGUGUGUGGUGGCUGCCUACACGUGUCUCGCUUCCUGGCUUUGCCCGGCGCUGCUUAACGACCCGGAUUGCCUGGCUGCCCUUAUGGAGGUCGUCGAACUGGGUAUAUCCGGUUCUAAGAGUCAGGGAAAGCCCGGGGAGCCAACCAAAAUGAAAGACGAGAAGGAACUGAAGCCUGUGUCCAUGAGAGUGCGUGAUGCAGCCGAAGCACUGCUCAUGUUGAUUUUGGAACAGAGUGGCUCAAACGGUACGGGAACUUGGUGUCGUCUGGACGAGCGUUGGCUCUCUGCCCUCGGUCACGGCAAGUUACGGCAUUUUGUGGCAGAUGGCAGCACUUUAUUGUCGUUGUUAGAAGAACCGCUCGCGAACAGUCAGGAACCACAGCCCACUAUUGUCGUGAUCAUCCGUACAGGCUGGGGUCGUUACGCGUGGUCCCUGAGCAGCCGAGGUGCGGCUAGGAGCGCUGGCAGGGGGGCGGGAGGGGCGUGCCCCCGGCCCGUGGCUAUCCUGGAGCCCCCCGCUAGGCCUCCGCCUCAUUGCCGACCGCUGUGUGCCCCGCCGCCGUGUGCCCUUGACUCGGCAUUUCCAAGUUUGGACUCGGUGCUCCGUCAACUGAAUGACCCAGAAGCCACCGUACUGUUUAAGCUGUUGGAACAACAGGCCUCUAUCGAACGACGCGUUAGGGAGAGUGAGGAUAAUGUUACUGGCGAGGAAUAUGUACCGCCGGAGCCCGUGACGGAGUUUCAGACGGCGCGAAUGUUUCUCUCGCACUUUGGUUAUCUCAAUAUCGCCCCUGAUAAAAAGAAUUCCUUACCCCGUCUUCAAGCGUUGGAUAGUUCGGCGAGCGAUUUCUCAGCGGCUUUGCGACGUUUGGACGGGACGGGGAGUCGUGCCGCGUUGACCGUGCACGUCCUCUGCGUACGCGCAGGACAGAGACGUGCCUCUGACAUAGUCGCUAAUUCCCUUAGUGCGGAAACAGUGCCUGCUGGGUUCAUACGUAUGUUGAGAGGUCUGGGCACGCCAGUCCGAGUAUCCGGGCAUGCCGGUUGGACCGGACAUGUCCGUACGAGCUACGACGCACAACCGCACUUUACGCACACGGAACAGACUCCACCGGACAAGAUAGCACCGGCUUUGUAUGACGGACGGGAACAGGUUUUAUAUUGGUCAGAUUCAACGGACGAAAUAGCCUUUGUGGUCCCUUCUGGUAAUGAGCUAAACGACGCCGAGGAAGAGACGAAGACUGAUGUGGAUGGCUCCUGUUUGUCUGUUAAUCGCAAUUCUGACAAGGGUCACGGGUCAUGUUGGGAUGUAUCGAGUGGGUCACACGUGAGUUACGAGCGCAGUACGAGCGAAUGUGAGCGUACACGAACACGUGCGCCUUUAUCGGACAAAACCCGGGCAUUGUCGCUUGAAUUGGACCGGGCGCUUACUGGAAGCGGUCGAAGGAACAGAGAUUUCACACCAAAGAUACUCAUAAUAUGGCUGGAAGAUUUUGAAGAUCAUCUCAAUUUACCCAUUGACGAUUUGCUCCGCUAUUGUGAAACGGGCGUGCCUUGGCGUCGCCACGAAGUAUGGUGCGUGUGCGUGAGUGCAGUUCUGGGCGGCCUCGUGCGUCUUCUCUGUCCACCUGCGGCCGGCGUACUGGCUGAUGGAGCGCUCGUGGCGCCACGCCUUCUACCAGACUGCUUACGUCGCGCUGCAACUCAUCUUGCACGCCGAACGCGGCUUAAUACUGAUCUCUACCAACCGCCCCACGUGCGCAGGCGCCACUUAAUACAGGAGAUCGCGCAGCAAUACAAGAAGGAUUUAGACGAACCGCAACUUCUCGAAUCUCUGUUUAAAGCACCUUAACACUAUUUUUAAGAAUUCUUUAACAUUAAUUUUAAGACUGAAUUGCAUGUUAUUUGUUUAAAGCUUUACAUUCCAUGCGGACUAUAUUGUACUUAAAUAAUUUUAUUUAUGAAUAAAAUAAUAUGUAUGUAAAUGUCUU
Molecule: messenger RNA, 4721 nt
Organism: Pieris brassicae (large cabbage white)
Lineage: Eukaryota; Metazoa; Arthropoda; Insecta; Lepidoptera; Pieridae
Product: ral GTPase-activating protein subunit beta
Exons: 32
Coding region: 257-4582 (1441 amino acids)
Biological process (GO): regulation of small GTPase mediated signal transduction; activation of GTPase activity
Molecular function (GO): GTPase activator activity
Source: RefSeq, a predicted model, not a curated record